Molecule: messenger RNA, 3011 nt
Organism: Sorex fumeus (smoky shrew)
Lineage: Eukaryota; Metazoa; Chordata; Mammalia; Eulipotyphla; Soricidae
Gene: MBD1
Product: methyl-CpG binding domain protein 1
Exons: 17
Coding region: 196-2244 (682 amino acids)
Molecular function (GO): zinc ion binding; DNA binding
Source: RefSeq, a predicted model, not a curated record
UUCCGGUUCCGGGAGCAACGAACGGCCGCGGCGGCGACAGCUACCGCUGGGGAGGAAGCGACUGCGGAGGAGGAAGAAGAGGCGCUGGGCAAGGCGGGAGUUGCCAGCGGGACCUUCACCAUGGCUCCACGGCCCUAGAGCGGCGGGCGCGCCGGGCCCGGUGCCGAGCUGGCCACUGCUCCUCCCUUUGGCCCCAUGGCUGAGGAUUGGCUGGACUGCCCAGCCUUGGGCCCUGGCUGGAAGCGCCGUGAGGUCUUCCGAAAGUCUGGUGCUACCUGUGGACGCUCAGACACCUAUUACCAGAGCCCCACAGGAGACAGGAUCCGAAGCAAAGUCGAGCUCACCCGUUACCUGGGCCCUGCGUGCGACCUGACCCUCUUUGACUUCAAACAAGGCAUCCUGUGCCAUCCUGUCCCCAAGGCUCAAUCCGUGGCUGUCCCUAGCAAGAAGCAAAAGAAAGCUUCAAAGCCAGCCAAGGCUCAGAAACGGCAGGUUGUAUCCCAGAAGAAAGAAGUUAGAAAGGAAACCCCAAGAGAUGAGGCCAAGACUGAUACUGUCACAGCCCCAGCUCUGCUCCCUGGACCUGGGUGCUGUGAGAACUGUGGGAUCAGCUUCUCAUGGGAUGGUACCCGAAGGCAGAGGCUUAAAACGCUGUGCAAGGACUGCCGAGCACAGAGAAUUGCUUUUAACCGGGAGCAGAGGAUGUUCAAGCGUGUGGGCUGCGGGCAGUGUUCAGCCUGCCAGGUAACUGAGGACUGCGGGGCCUGCUCCACCUGCCUUCUGCAGCUGCCCCAUGAUGUGGCCUCGGGGCUGUUCUGCAAGUGUGAGCGGAGACGCUGCCUCCGGAUUGUGGAGAAGAGCCGAGGAUGUGGAGUGUGUCGUGGCUGUCAGACCCGAGAGGACUGUGGCCGUUGCCGAAUCUGCCUUCGCCCUCCACGGCCUGGUCUCAGGCGCCAGUGGCGGUGCGUCCAGCGGCGUUGUCUCCGGCACCUUGCACACCGUCUUCGUCGACGUCAUCAGAGAUGUCAGCGACGUCCUCCCCUCCCCGUGGCUCCCCCAGCUGGGAAGCAUGGCCGCCGCAAAGGAGGCUGCGACUCUAAGAUGACUACCCGGCGGCGCCCUCGAGCCCAGCCACCUCCACCGCCACGUCCACUUCCUGCACUGCAGCCCCCAGGGUCCCCAGAGCUGCACCCCAGAGCCCUGGCCCCCUCGUCACCUGCCGAGUUCAUCUAUUACUGUGUAGACGAGGACGAGCUACAACCUUACACGAAUCGCCGACAGAACCGCAAGUGUGGGGCCUGUGCAGCCUGCUUACGGCGGAUGGACUGUGGCCACUGCGACUUCUGCUGCGACAAGCCCAAAUUCGGGGGCAGCAACCAGAAGCGCCAGAAGUGUCGUUGGCGCCAGUGCCUGCAGUUCGCCAUGAAGCGGCUGCUGCCGAGUGUGUGGGCAGAGCCAGAGGAUGGGGUCGAGCCACCCCUGGCUACCCCCCGUCGAAAGAGGCCUGGCUCCAGUCGGUGCACGCGUCCAGUCCCGGCAGUGAAAACCCCCUUGGCCAGGUCCACGGCCCACAACAACUGCUCACAGACGCCGAUGAAGCAGGAGGCGGGCGCUGACUUCGUGCUGCCCCCGCCAGGCACCGACCUUGUGUUCCUACGGGAGGGGGCGAGCAGCCCCGUGCAGGUGCCUGGCCCCGCCCCAGCUGCUGCAGGAGCUCUGUUACAGGAGGCACACUGUCCUGGCCUGAGCUGGGUUGUGGCCUUACCUCAGGUGAAGCAAGAGAAGGCGGAUGCCCAGGAAGACUGGACACCGGGCACAACCGUCCUGACUUCUCCUGUGUUGCUGCCCGGCUGCCCCAGCAAGGCAGUGGACCCAGGCCUGCCAGCUGUGAAGCAGGAGCCGCCUGACCCCGAGGAAGACAAGGGGAGCAAGGAUGACUCGGCCUCUGACUCGGCUCCAGAGGAGGAGGCAGGAGGGGCUGGCACGCCUGUGAUCACGGAGAUUUUCAGCCUGGGUGGAACGCGCCUUCGGGACACAGCAGUCUGGUUGCCAAGUCUGCAGGGCAGGCACUCGAGGAAGAAAGGUGCACGUAAAGUAUGGGAGACCACGGACAAAUUGGUGCCCACAAGCAGGAGUUGGAGCCCACAAGGAUGGCCUGGAACCCAUGUCCGCCUCUCAUCACCUCCAGCUUCGAUGAUGUGGGUGUCCUGCAGAAGAAGCUGGUGCCCUUCAUCACAGAUUUAAAUGCGCUUCUGGCCCAGGACUUAGAGAAGCUGCAAGAAGAUCCCAGGGGAAGGUGGAGCAGCUGCAGGCCUGGCUGCAGGCCUGACUGCUGCCCCACACCAACGAGGUGAGCCAGCAGAUAAAUGACAACAUGUGUGAACUGCAACAGUGCCUGGUGCCGCUGCACCUGCCUUCUUGAGUGUAAAAACAGUACACAGCUGCUUCUCUUCUGUCCUCCAAUUAUCACGCAAACGUGACCCGUCCUAACCGGAAGCUUUGGGGAAGGGAGUCCUGGGAAAUGUAGCCUAGUCAAGGUGACAUUACAAAGCCACCCUGCCAUGAAUCAACUCCCAAGGGUCCCACUACUCACCUGAGGAUAACUUGGUAAAGCUACGUUGCUGAAAAUGCAAAGCUGAAGACCAUGGAUUUCAUGGUGACCCCAGCAAGUACAGGAGUUCUAUCAAGCCCACCCAGAAAAAAACUUGCUGGUCUCGGCUAUUUUUGUGUCAUGCAUCAAGUAUUGGGAAUUUGGCCCAUGGUAGGCACUGUAAAUACUGGGAUACAGGAACAAAAAGAUAUAGUCCAUGCAAAUUUAUUAAAUGCAUCAUUAUGUAUUACAAAUGGUGAAUGGAUUUCCAACUUUGUCAUGGAAUUUAAUGGUGAAAAAUAUAGAAUUCGGGAAACUGGAGGACAGCCCUUGUGUGAACCUUGUUGGGGCACGAUAGGUAUUGGAAAUGACAUAGUUUCUUGCUCUAAGCUGUUAUAUUUUAAAACUAUUUUUAAAUGAU